Molecule: messenger RNA, 2635 nt
Organism: Bacillus rossius redtenbacheri
Lineage: Eukaryota; Metazoa; Arthropoda; Insecta; Phasmatodea; Bacillidae
Gene: Ndc1
Product: nucleoporin NDC1
Exons: 1
Coding region: 227-1942 (571 amino acids)
Biological process (GO): nuclear pore organization
Cellular component (GO): nuclear pore transmembrane ring
Molecular function (GO): protein-macromolecule adaptor activity
Source: RefSeq, a predicted model, not a curated record
AACCAAUCAGAGCACAGGGUUUUGUUAUAUUCAAAACGGAGCGACGAAGAAUGUAGGAUUAACAAAAUAUUUGAUGCAACCGUUAUUGUUUUAUAUUCAGUGGAGGUUGGAUGAAAACGAUUAAUUUUAUUGCAGAACUGUUGUGACAACGAAAGAAAACGUAUGUUACUAUUGUGGUCGAAGAAUUCUGUUAACUACUGCAUUUGUUUUGUUGAUUAUUUUCAGCAUGGAACGGUGUAAAACGUCGGCUAGUAUUUUUAAGAAAAGAGUUUUCUACUCAUCUUUAAGCGUGUCUGUUUUACAGUUGUGUUUUUUAUUUGUAUUGCUAUGUUUAACACAUUUUGAUCCGUGGAAUCCUUUAGAGUGGUUAACCUCCGCUUUGGUUAAGUUUGUCUCUCUUAGGAUUUGGGGCUGUUUCGCCGGAAUUGUCUGCGUUACAGCGGUUCAGUGUUAUUCAUACUCCAAAAACUUUGUUAAUGAAAGCAAAUUUGCUGUUAAUCGGUUUGCUCAGUUGAGAACGUUUUUUUCGCUUAAUUAUUGGCUACUGUUAAAUUUGCAUAUGGUUGUGUGGGGAAUUAUGAGUUGGAUGAUUAUGGAACUCUUUGAAAAAAAUUUAAUUGAUGCGGAGGACAAAUGUUUAAGUGAAAAUCGUGUUGUUUUGCUGGCCAGUGGUGUUUGGUUUGGAGGAUAUUUUCUUAUAUUUGACUGCAGAAAUGUUCAGAAGCCAACCCCUAGGUAUCUUCAGUUUCCUGUCAUUCACCAACUGAAGUUCUUACAAGUGAAAAUGUCUCUGUUCCCAUUAUUUCAACGAUCUGUGGUGGAUGCUGUUUCUCUAACAUUAGUUUUUUUUGCGUUCUAUAUAUGGAAAGGAAACACACUUCGAGAAAUUGUGUAUGAAUAUGGCCUUGCUAACAAUGAAUGGUGUAAGGAUACAUCGUACAGUGUCUUGUCUAUUAGCACAAUUCUCUUGACUUGGUUUUUUUCAAGCAUUUACUUCUACACUGUUUACAUAAUGAAACUACUUUUUAGGGUUUUUUUGACAGAACACCAUAAAUUCCCAGUCACUGCUCCAUUUAGCAGUGGUUCGUUGUUAACCAUUCAUGAAGCAUUGUUGUCCAGCAACCCUGUGAUCAUGCAGCUGGGAUAUUUGGAUCUAAGAGUGUUAGCUGAAAAAGACCUCUCCAGACGGAGUGAGUUAUUUACACUCAGUCAUUUGGGAGGGCAUCCCCACAAUUGGAAUGCGGUUGUAGAAACAGCCUUGAAGAUGAUCUGUGAAUUCACAGGCAGAUUGAGGAUGGCUGUGAGCGAUGAACCAAAAUUGGUUGCAUCUGCUUGCAAGACUGAAUUGAAAGAAAAUAAUACCAAGUUGGAGGUGGGCUCACCAUAUAGAUAUACUUUGCGUAGUUUAGUAACCAGUGGUAGUGAACCUACUACCCUAAACCCCAUCAACAUGACAGUUCUAGCUCCUGUCCCUGAGGAUACAUUAUUGGAUAUUGUUGCUCGGCACGUCAAGGGAGCAUUCACUCAACUGUUGGAGAAACCAGUAAUUUGUUAUUUCUUUGGAGACCGCAUGGAGUUAAAUGUACAUCAUGUGCUGUCGCACGCUCAGCCAGUUAUGUGGGCUGCUGAUGGCCUGUCUUUGCUGGCAGCAAGCUCAAUAGUGACGGAUAAGUAUGGUGUUGCCUUGAAGGACUUGCCAGCACUUAUUACUGCUCUUUUGGACCUGAAGCAAGUGCUGGACAGGUUACACAAGAUGAGCACAUUCAAGAAGGAGUUGAGAAGUUACCAAGAAGAUGUGAAGAUGAGACUUUCGCUCCAGGCUUUGGUGAAACGUAGCCUGUAUAGGAUAACCAUUGCAUUUCAGCACCACAUUAAUGAACUUCCAUUGUCAAGUGGUGUAAAGGGCCAAUUGAAACCCUUCAUCCUCUUCAAGGAAGGUUGAACUAAUACACAAUUUAAUAAACUGUUGUAGUUUUCAAGUUCUUUGUUCUUCAGAAUAGGGACACAUGUUGCCUUUGUCCUGCAAAUCAAGUGUGACAGACUUGUUAAUCUGACAAUUUGGUGGACUAAUAAUAUUUGAUUCUGACACAAGAAUAUAUUUGUUAUAAACAUGACUGCACAAAGUGUUUAGUAAGGCUUAUGUAAAUUAAGUUCUGACCAUUUAUUUAAUUAGUCCAGAUCAAUAGAGUUGGUUUUCAUAACAUUGUGGUAAUUAGUUUGCUAUAAAGCAGGUCAGUCACGGUAUGAGGUGAUGCAACUGUGGGUCAUAGGGUAUUCCUUAUUUUUUAAUUAAAGUUGUGUAUGAUUGUGUAAAAACUCAAAUUUACUGGCCAUAGUUGUUACACAAGUGUUAAGGAUUAUAUGUGAAUUCCUGACAUAAAGGGGCUGUGUUAUCCUAUUCAUUUUGAGAGUGUAAUUAGUGCCAUUUGUGUUGUGAAAUAUCUGCAAAGUUGCAGUUUUUAAAAUAGUACUGCAUCUGUUUUUAUAGUGCUUAUUUUUUUUUUGUCUGAGAUACUGUAUUGAGGUGAAUUUUAAGAUGCAAAUUUUUCUAGUGUAACAUGGCAAAUGACUUAAUGCAUGGUUAAGUUUUCACAUUGGAAAUAUAGUAAUUUAAUAAGAUUUGUAAAAAAAUAUU